AUGCUGGAGUCGGUGCGGAAAGCGAUAGCCGAUGGUGUUCCGGUGUACGCCGAGUGCGGCGGACUGAUGUAUCUGGGACGCAGUUUGUCCGACCUGGACGGGCAACAAUUCCCCAUGGUGGGCGCGAUCCCGGUGGUGUCAUCGAUGGACGGGCGGCGGCUGCACCUGGGCUACCGGGAGGUAGCGGCCUGCGGCGACGGGCCAUUGUUGCGUUCGGGCGAGCAGGUGCGUGGCCACGAGUUCCACUGGUCGGUAUUGCAGGAACCGCCGGAUGCCUCCAGCGCGGCCUAUCAGGUGGUGAACCAGGAUGGGCGGCCAGAGGGGUUUCGGGUGGGUAGCGUUUGGGCGUCGUACAUCCACGUGCACCUGGGGAGCCGGCCCGGUCUCGCGCAGCGAUUCGUGGACACGUGUGCGGCAGCUCGUUCGCGCCGGUAA
Messenger RNA from Geodia barretti, 435 nucleotides. The record is from the annotation of a GenBank genome assembly. Lineage: Eukaryota; Metazoa; Porifera; Demospongiae; Tetractinellida; Geodiidae.